AUUAGAGCACGCGAACAAACCUGAAGUUAUCGUACCCGACGAGUAGAAUUUUCGAACGCAGCGCCAUGUGCGGGCGUUAUCGUUUUUUAAUUUUACUUUUUUUUAUCAAUCUCGCGUGCGCGCAGCCGCUACAUGAAAGCGAACCCAAUUUGCGCUGAAUCUGACAGAUUUCCCGCGUACUGUGUUGCGGGUAUAAACAUUUUCGUAUUGGAUUCGAAGGAGCAUUAUCUUAGAAUUUUGUUCAUGUCAGUACAAAAUGAAUGUAACACGUGCCAUUCAACGACGGGAGAGAGGCUACGGUAAUUACAUACGAACGCGAAUGGUAUAUGAUUAUGAUUUUGCACUUUAUCGCCUGAAGUGCUACUAUGAGGAUGUAUACCAUGGGAUAAGUCCAAAUGUAAACACAGAUGAUUAUAAUCCCCGGCCACCAGUGUUUGCAUGUCGUUUCUGUACUGCGCCAGGAUACGAGGAGGUUCUCGCCCUGGCUAAUGAAGAUGGGAAAGUCGCCUUUCAAGACACUAGGAAGAAGUAUGAAAACAAUGCACCAUUGGAAGGAACACAGGCGCACUUUAACGCAAUCUUUGACAUUGCCUGGAUGCCAGGAGAGAUGAAGCUGGUCACAGCAUCGGGAGAUCAUAUGGCACGCUUGUGGGACGUUGCCAGGCUUGAUAUGAAACAAAUUAAUAACUUUGGCGCACAUACGAGAAGUGUAAAAACAGCGGUGUUCCGUGAUGAAGACAGAGCUGUAUUUGCAACGGGUGCGAGAGACGGUUGCAUCAUGAUAUGGGAUAUCAGAGCUAAUCAUAACUGUCAGCCUAGGCCAGAUAAUUGUAUUGCCAAUGCACAUAGCACGAGUAGCACAGGCAAUACGAAACGGAGGUCAUACACUCAAGCAUCGCGAGCGCAAAGUAUUACAGGUUUAGUGUUUCAAGAUGAUUUUACGCUAAUCUCGUGCGCUGCAGGCGAUGGAUUAUUAAAAGUAUGGGACUUGCGCAAAAAUUACACCGUCCACAAGAAAGAGCCGAUAGCCAAGCAUCUAAUGAAUUACUCCGGGAAUAGUACCAAGAACGGUUUCUCCUCGCUGUUAAUAUGCCCAGCUAGGAUUACAUUGUACGCCAGCUGUAUGGAUGACGUUAUAUAUGCUUAUAAUGUAUCUUCAUAUAAUCGUAAACCGGUGGCCAAGUAUUAUGGACAUGAGAAUCGUACGUUCUAUGUGAAGACAUGUUUGAGUUCCGACGGUCGUUAUCUUGCCAGUGGAUCGGGCGAUGAACUUGCGUAUAUUUGGAACACUAACAAACCAGGCACGUCACUAAUUAAGCUUUCCGGUCACACGGACGAAGUGACUUGCAUCGCGUGGUGCAGCGUAGGCGAAACUAAGAUCGUGACUUGCUCCGACGAUGCUUGCCAUAAAAUAUGGAGAAUCGGAGUCGAGGAUCUAGCAGAAGACUACAGGGAAUCUAUAAUACGCGGUCGAGCUGAAGUCGUAGACAAAUUAGAAAAAAUGAAAAUACAAGAAACUACCCCAAGUACUCGAAACUCGAAUGGUUAUCAAGACAUUACGCCAAGCUCGGACGAACACAAGGAAUCUGUCCUUUCUUCAGUUGAGACUCCUGAGUCUAGUAGUAGUAUGGAAGAUUAUAAUGGAAAUAAACACCAUUCUGCCAAACGUAGUUACCUGCAAAUGUCAAGAUCUGAGGGAAAAUUCAAAUGUAUUUUAUCACCUAUUUAUGAAAACCAUAAGACGACUGCAAAACGAAUUCAUAUAGAAAAUCGUGGCAUGCGAAGAUUAUUCGGUUCGAGCAACGAAAUACCUAGUACGAGUAGAGAUUACAAUUCGGACGAACCCAGUACGAGCCAGUCCAUGAGUGAAGAAGUUUUUUCGCCUACAUUAAACCUGCCAAAUUUCGUGAUGGAUGGUACAGCGCCGCAUUUACUUGAAAUAUCACCGCAAAAGUACAAAGAGAAUGUCGAUUGGUUAACGAAAAUUAGGAAGGAGAGAUACAAUCAAAAGAAGGCGGCGUCGAGCAGUCCAAAAACUCAAUCGACACCUGGCCGACGAUUCAACAGAUCCCGCUCGACCGAACCCCAAAAAGUAACAAAACCAACAAAAAGUGUUUCCUUAUUAGACUUUUUUAAGCCAUCCAAUGCCAUUGGUAAAGAUAGCAAAAAGGAUCUGCCUUCGAAUAGUGAUAAUUUACCAUCAUCGAGUACAUCUUGAAAAUAGUAGAAUUCGAUAAUUUACAAAUUAUGGAUAUUCAUGAAUUGAAUCUAGAAAUUUUUUUCGGUUUCAGUUUUUUUAUUUCAUAUAAUAUGAAAGCAGAGGAUCUUAGAAGAUUCUGUUUGCCAAUAUUGUAAAAUAACUGAAACUUGGAUUUUCCUUCGGAUAAUGGUGGGGUUUAUCAUCAAAACGAAUACAUUUUUAAAAACAGUACAUGCUGAAUUUAGUAAUUUACGAAUGAUGGACACUCGCGAAUUAAAUUUAAAAUUUUUUUCGGUUUUAGUUUUAAUUAUAAAAGCAAAGACUCUCGAAUCCCGGUCACUAAUUUUAUAAAAUAACUGAAACUAACUCCUGAUAUAACGCGUUUGAUGAAAAGACUGGUUUAUAAAAUGCUAAGAGCUUUUACGCUACUGUACAAAAUAGAAACAUGAAAGAAGAUAUUAAAUCUUAGCAUUACUCGCAAUAACAUAUCUUGCGUAAUUUUCAAGAGUAACGUUUAAGGCGAUUUAAUUAUAAGUUGUAGAUAAAUAUGAUCUGACAAAUUUUUAAUGAGCUUUGUAUUAGACAUUACAUUAGUGCAUGAAUGUAUUAUACACAAAUUAACGACCGUUAUAGUUGAAAUAUUUUUUGUACCCAGUAAUAAAUUAUUUUUUUAUGGAAAAGA
Molecule: messenger RNA, 2882 nt
Organism: Solenopsis invicta (red fire ant)
Lineage: Eukaryota; Metazoa; Arthropoda; Insecta; Hymenoptera; Formicidae
Gene: l(2)dtl
Product: protein lethal(2)denticleless
Exons: 8
Coding region: 257-2218 (653 amino acids)
Biological process (GO): proteasome-mediated ubiquitin-dependent protein catabolic process; mitotic G2 DNA damage checkpoint signaling
Cellular component (GO): nucleus
Molecular function (GO): protein-macromolecule adaptor activity; protein binding
Source: RefSeq, a predicted model, not a curated record